Messenger RNA from Cutaneotrichosporon oleaginosum, 717 nucleotides. RefSeq lists its product as uncharacterized. The record is from RefSeq and is a predicted model, not a curated record. Lineage: Eukaryota; Fungi; Basidiomycota; Tremellomycetes; Trichosporonales; Trichosporonaceae.
AUGCCGAUCCACGAAACGACCGCCGACCAAAUGACCACGCCCGUCGCACAGCCGCGCCGCGGCUCGCUCGCCGCGAUGAAGGAGAAGCUGCUGGGCAGCGAGUCGCCGCGCGCCGACAAGCCCGCGGCGCCGACGACCGCGCCGGCGCCCUCGAGCCCCACGGGCCGCCGCUCAAGCUUCGCCGUCAUGCACGACAAGCUCACGUUCUACAACGAAGCGCACAAAGGCCCGCCCCCGAAGGUGAAUGUGCGCGAGGCGACCGCCGACGAGCUCCUCAACGCCCAGCAGCACGGGCGCCGCAGCAGCUUUGCGCGCAUGCAGGAGAUGAUAGGCGGCCGGAACGACGAGCGGCGCAAGAGCCAGGAGCGGCGGUCGGGCGAGCACCGCCGCUUGAGUGGUGGGGCGCGCGCGAACCCCGCCCACCCCGACCCGGGGAUGGUGCACCACGAGCAGCCACGACACGAGCAUCUGCGCACGCACAAGGAUAACGAGGGGCUCGGCGAGCACAGCCAGCAGGGGAACACCUCGGACAUCGUCAACCCCGACGGCACACCCAAGCGGCGCGACUCCAACUCGGGCGUGACCGAGGGCACGUUUGUGGGCCAGCUCGGCCGCCGCCUAAGUGCGUCGCUCGACCGCGCCAUGCAUCCGCCCAAGGAUACGAAGCACCACGGCCCACACCCGGGCGCUAUGCGUGAGGCGUACGAUGCCGCGUAG